CCACUGCUUUUACCACUUGAAGCCCACCCGUGCCACCCACACGUGCCACAUACCGUCGUGAUCCCGCCACGUUUACGCCGCCCCGCCUCGACUGGCCGUCGCUACUGAAUUCCACGUCACAUGGCCUCGUCUCUCUCGCCCGCUAUUUAAAACAGAGCCUCCCCAUUUCUCGCUCUCUCUCUGUGAAAAAGUACUCCUCAGGCUCCUUUACGGUGCUUUCCUUAAUUCCUUCCCAAAAAUAGAACCCUAAUAAAUUAUUUACAUAAAAUUCGUUUCUUGCCCCAAUUGACACGAAACGUUUCGCAGCUUUUGCAGAUCUCGGACCAAAGCACUUGUUCGAGCUCGAGCUUUGUGAGGGUCAAUCUUUUGGGAUUUUCCUGGUAAAUUCGACAACUUAGAGGGUUUUCUUGUUUAAAGUUCGAGGUCUGGGUCUCAUGAGAAUUGUCAGGGGAAUGCAGAGAUCGUUUCGCGAGGAGCAGAAGGCACUGGGCUGGAAGAAAUCAUUCAGCCAAGGGAUUGGCGUGACUGCGCCCAAGGCAAGAACGCGUGACAAACCGAUGAAUUGGGUUUUGAGUCUCUAAGUUCGGAUUCUGAGAGGCUCGGGCUAGGGUUUGGUUCAAGACGAUAAAAAAAAAAAAAUGACUCGGAUUUUGGUUCAGCGAGGGUCUGGCAGCGGUUCUUCUUCGAACCCGAGCCGCAAUUCUUCCUUGCCUGGGUCUUCUUCGGCUCGGGCAGAGCCGCAGGUUACAACUUCUCAGGUUCUUUCAGCUGUGAAAGACGAGGAAAUUGGAGAGGAGGUGCAAGAACACGCUGUGGUGGAUGAACUUUUGGAGUUUUGUGGAAGUAGUGACAAGGUGGUGGCAAAAGGUGAUGAUCUUCUGAUGGAAAGCUUUGAUAAUGAUCAGAAUGGGAGUUCCAGUGAUGAAAUUAACGAUAGCCAAAAGGUUGAUACUGAUGAAAUUGUGGGUCCGGGAGAGUUGAUGAAGGGGAUGGGUGGGUUGAGAAUUUCAGAUAGGCCUACAGUUGAAACUGAGGGUUCAAGUGCGAAUUCUGCGCUUACAGUUAGUGGGACUUCACAUCCACCUCCUCCACCUGUCCCACCUCCGAAACCUUCAGCAGGAAACUCAAAUUCUAGGAGAGUUGUCUCCAGAAGAGCAGUUGCCUGGCCUGUUGUUUCAACAAGGACUUCACCCACUGGUUCACGGCCUUCUUCUCCCAGGUCUCAUGGUGAAAGCGAGGGUUAUAAUAGCGCUGAUGAGCAAAACCCCUGCUUUGUUUCCUCCUAUGAUGACAUAGAAAGAGAACGGCAAUUUGAAAUUGACAUUAGAAGGGCAAAAGGUUUAGAAGUCAAAAGAAUGCCGGAGGAUGGGAAUUGUCUCUUUCACGGUGUAGCAGAUCAAGUUUAUGGGGACUCAGAAGCAUAUGAUUUAAUCAGACAAAUGUGCAUAGAUUAUAUGGAGCGGGAAAGAGAUCACUUCUCACAAUUUAUAACAGAAGGCUUUACAUCUUAUUGUAAGAGGAAGAGAAGAGACAAGGUCUAUGGAAACAAUGUGGAGAUCCAAGCUUUAUGCGAAAUGUAUAAUCGGCCUAUCCAUAUUUAUUCCUAUAGCACAGAGCCUAUCAACAUAUUUCAUGGAAACUACGACACUGACACGCCUCCCAUUCGACUGAGUUAUCAUCAUCGGAAUCAUUACAACUCUCUUGUUGACCCUCGCCGUUUGACCAUUGGUGCAGGACUUGGAUUCGGCUGUCUUCGUGGGAGAAAUGUUGACAAGGAUCAAGUCAAGGCGGCUAUUAGAGCUCAGCAAGACCAACAGAUUGAUAAUGCACUUCUAGCUGAGGGGCGAUUUUACUCUGAUCUUGAGCUCACUGAGAAGGAAAUUGAGCGCAUGGUGAUGGAAGCUUCUCGGGCUGAGUAUCUUGCAGAUGACUCAUACAAGCAGCAACUCGGCCAUAGAGAAUCUUCCACUUCUAGUGCUGAACCAUCAUCUUCUGGUGCUAGCCGUGAGACCAAGUUGGAAGGUGGUAGAGAGCGUAGUUUACAAGAUUCUGUCCUUAGCAGCAGCAUGCAGAUGGUUCUGUCAAUGGGGUUCAGCUAUUUGCAGGUGAUGGAGGCCUAUAGCAUAUUCGGAGACGAUGUCGAUUCUAUGGUUUGUUUCUUGUUGGAAACUAGCAGCAGCAGCAGGCGCAAAGGCAAGGCAACUGAAUAAUGAGUUCCAAACCAAUACACGGGCUGCUGCUGCAUUUACUGGUUUAAGAAACCAUUUCUAUAAACACAGGCCUGUGAGCCUUUUUUAUGUUAUCUUAGGCUUCAUCAAUAAAAUGUACUUACUGCUUUA
This is a messenger RNA of Alnus glutinosa, 2339 nucleotides long. Its product is annotated as OVARIAN TUMOR DOMAIN-containing deubiquitinating enzyme 6. The coding region runs from base 639 to 2210 and encodes 523 amino acids. The record is from RefSeq and is a predicted model, not a curated record. Gene Ontology annotation, molecular function: K63-linked deubiquitinase activity; cysteine-type deubiquitinase activity. NCBI's taxonomy places the organism in Eukaryota, Viridiplantae, Streptophyta, Magnoliopsida, Fagales, Betulaceae. Gene Ontology annotation, biological process: protein deubiquitination. The transcript has 9 exons.